Cylicocyclus nassatus is the source of this 304-nucleotide messenger RNA. The record is from the annotation of a GenBank genome assembly. Lineage: Eukaryota; Metazoa; Nematoda; Chromadorea; Rhabditida; Strongylidae.
AUUUCUGUUUUUACUUCUUGCUGCUUGGGAUAUGGACUACGUCAUGGCUGCACCAAAAAAACAAAUUGCCAAAUGUUAUCCUUUAACAAAUGGAUUCGUGAAUUGGCUUACGCCUACCUAUGGUUACGGAUACGAUCCAUUAUUGUACGGUUACGGAUACGCCUACCCCUACUAUCCUUAUACUGGAUUAUUGUACAUGAAGAAAUAAGCAGGUUUUUAAUAGACAACUCAAGCUGAACCUGUCAUUUCCAGACCUUAAUGAUGAUUAAAUGAAGCAUCUUUGCAAAUAAUAGCGUGCAAAAUA